UUCAUGGCGCGGUCGAGAUGUUUGUUUUCGUUUCCAUCAUAUUUGUCUUUGUGGCUUACACUGUUUCUAUUAAGUUUGUAUAUUACAGAUUUAGCCAGUUAUGGCCACAGUUACGAAAUAAAAUAUCCAACCCUUCAUACACCUUUGGAGACGCACAUUUUUGUCCAACACAAAAGAGGUCCGGCGCAUUCCUACCAAACUCGGAGACAGCAAACGAGACUCGAGCUCUGUUAGUCACUGCACAUCCAGAUGACGAAUGCAUGUUCUUUGCACCUUCAAUCUUAAAGCUAGUUGAAUCACAAGCAUCCGUUUAUUUGUUAUGUUUGUCAACAGGCAAUUACAAUAAUCAAGGACUCCAACGCAAAAGGGAACUGCUUGACAGCUGUGCGGUGCUGGGAAUUCCAUCCGACCAUGUCACCGUCAUAGAAGACAAAGAGCUUCCAGAUGACCCUGCGGUCCAAUGGAGCACUGCACUGGUCUCCUCUCUGAUCCUCAAACACACCCAAAACUAUGGCAUCAGUCUGGUGCUGACAUUUGAUGGCAGAGGUGUGAGUGGACAUGCCAAUCAUAUUGCCAUCUACAAGACCCUCAGUCAUCUGGCUUCUGCUGGACGACUGCCUGAAGGUUGUCAGAUCUUCUCUCUUCACUCCAUCAGCAUCCUCAGAAAGUAUCUAUCAGUCUUAGAGCUGCCGGUCAGCUGGCUCCUCCCCUCUGAUUUCUGCUGUCUCAUUGGACCGAAGGAGUAUAAGCGUGCCAAGAAAGCCAUGCUUUGUCAUCGCUCUCAGCUGCUGUGGUUCCGCCGGCUCUACAUACUGUUCUCACGCUACAUGUUCAUAAACACGUUCCAGGCCAUCGUUGUGGAAACAAAGAAUGUGAAAAUUUAUUAGAUUAGAUUGUCUUUGACACUGUUCCUGUUAAUGUAGGACUAAAGUUAUGCACUGCAUUUUUUAGGUAAAGGUUAACUUCACGUUUCAUUAUUUCUUUAAAUAACAACAUUCCAAAUAUACUGUCAUUAAAAUACUAUAUAGUGACAGCAUAUUAAAAAAGGCACAGCGAACAUAUUCAACCUGCAGACACUGAUGGAGAAAUGCUGGUAUAUAAUGGGCCUAUGCACACUGUACCCCAAACCAUCCUUUAUUCUGAAAGCCAGUUUUCUGGAGAGGUUUAACCUAGAUAAGCACUUUAAUAGAGUAGCUGAAUCCAAAGAACAGAUUGUGCCUUUGUGUGUGCAGGGAAUGGAGAAAACUAAAUUUGAAUCUGUAUUUUGUUUACUUUUGCGUUUACUGUUGUUAUCUGACUUAAGUUAAAGCACUGCUCCAAACGGAUCAACAAGUUCUGUACCAAAUUUUGUGAUUCAGUAUGGUUUCAAAACUGGCUUAUAUUUCUGAAUUCUUUCAGAGCAAAUCUGUUAUUCUAGGGAGUGUAUGAUGUUCUCUGUUUUGACUUUUAGUUAUGAAUAUAUACAUAACAAUGUGGAGUAAUGCAACAGUUGUUUAAAAUAAAUUUGAUAAAGUGUGGAAAAAAUA
This is a messenger RNA of Pimephales promelas (fathead minnow), 1526 nucleotides long. RefSeq names its product phosphatidylinositol glycan anchor biosynthesis, class L (gene pigl). The record is from RefSeq and is a predicted model, not a curated record. Gene Ontology annotation, cellular component: endoplasmic reticulum. Lineage: Eukaryota; Metazoa; Chordata; Actinopteri; Cypriniformes; Leuciscidae. Gene Ontology annotation, molecular function: N-acetylglucosaminylphosphatidylinositol deacetylase activity.